This is a messenger RNA of Neoarius graeffei (lesser salmon catfish), 1765 nucleotides long. RefSeq names its product G protein-coupled receptor 88 (gene gpr88). Gene Ontology annotation, cellular component: membrane. The transcript has a single exon. Gene Ontology annotation, biological process: G protein-coupled receptor signaling pathway. Lineage: Eukaryota; Metazoa; Chordata; Actinopteri; Siluriformes; Ariidae. Gene Ontology annotation, molecular function: G protein-coupled receptor activity. The coding region runs from base 8 to 1018 and encodes 336 amino acids. The record is from RefSeq and is a predicted model, not a curated record.
AGCGGUCAUGCAGAACAGCACGGCGGUUCGGUGCGACCCCGGAGCCGUGGAGCGCAUCUCCAUCGCCGCUCUGUUCUCCUUCAUGUGCGCUCUCGGCACCGUCCUCAACCUGUUGGUCAUCGGUCUGGUGUUGAGCUUCAAGAAGCUGCGCACUGCAAGCAAUGCCUUCAUCGUGAACGGCUGCGCGGCUGACCUGCUCGUGUGCGCCUUCUGGAUGCCGCACGAGGCGGCCGUGGCGGCUUCAGUGCCAUCUCCGCUCUCCGGCGCCGCCCCCCGGGACGCGCUGCUUUUCCUCGGCGCCACCGUGUCGCUCCUGUCGCACUCGCUGAUCGCCGUGAACCGCUACGUGCUGAUCACGAAGCCCCCCGCCGCCUACCACGCGCUCUACCAGCGGAGGCGCGCGCAGGCCAUGAUCGCAGCGUCGUGGCUCGUUGCGCUCGCGUGCUUGCUGCUGCUGUGGCUCGCGGUGGCCCGUCGGCCGGCGUUCGCGUGCGGACUGACGCUGCUGAUGCUGCUCUCCGAGCCCUGGGCCGCCGCCACGCUCGCGCUCACCAUCCUCGGCCAGACCGCGGUUGUGACGUACUGCUACUUCAAGAUCUUCCGGCGCGUGCAGAUCAGCGCCAAGCGCGUGAGCGUGCUGCACUUCCAGCUCGUCAACAACCUGCCGUACUCGUUCCCGAGGAAGGACAAACGGCUCGGCGUGCACGUGCUCGCGGUGUGCCUGGUGUUCGUGUUGACCACCGAGCCCGUGCUGUGGACCCUCAUUGCGGGCCUGUUCGCUCCCGUACCGGCGGCGUUCUGCACGUGCGCCUGGCUCCUCUUCUGCUCCGUCUUCGUGUCCGACCCGUUCCUGUACACGUGGAAGAACGAGGAGUUCAGAAAGGCGUUCAGGUCCGUCCUGAGAAGGGACUUCUGGCGAGGCCCCACCGUGGCCGCUGAGCCCGUUACCGUCAGCACCGUGUCUCACGUUUUCCCCCGACAGAACAGCCGCAGGGCGUUUUUAGCCGAGAUGAGCUAAGCUUCAACUCAUGCGGUUUUUCACGCGCCCUCACCUCACUGACUUUCUCCUACAGUGCAGCCCGGGUCCCUGCUCCAACCAUCAUCCCUGCUCCAACCAUCAUCCCUGCUCACUGACACUCUCUCAGAACCGCGUCCUAAACUGCACCUUUUCUGGUCACUAUGAUGGUACCAUCAGGUCCCCAUCCUUUCUCAUGUAACAUUUACAAAAUGAUUGAAGAUACAUCUUCUUCUUCUUCUUUUGGCUGCUCCCGAUUAAGGGUCGCCACAGCGGAUCUUUCGUCUCCAUCGCUCCCUGUCUUCAGCAUCCUUCUCUACCACACCUGCCACUUUCAUGUCCUCUCUUGCCACAUCCAUGUAUCUUCUCUUUGGCCUUCCUCGUUUCCGUGUGCCUGGCAGCUCCAUCCUCAACAUUCUCCUUCCAACAUGCUCUGCAUCUCUUCUCAGGAUGUGCCCAUACCAUCUCAGUCUCAUCUCUCUUAGCUUAAAAUGAUUGAAGAUACAUAAGGUACAUAAAUAAUCAUUCACUACAUUCAUCACAAAUCUCUGUUCCAUUCUGAUUUACUGCUCACAUCCAGGUUUUAGUUUUAACAAAAUGGAGGCAGCUCAAGCAACUGAUCACCUAAUAUCGAUUAUAAAGUGAAUGUGUUGGCAACUGUGAAUUUAAAAGAUCUGUAUCAGAUUUUAAUGCUACAUAUACACUGUCAACCCUUUUAUAUAUAUAUAUAUAUAUAUAUAUAUAUAUAUA